CAACAAGAAAGCUUGGGCGGCGCGAAUCGGAGCGGCUGCUUUUCGCUUUGCAUUCGGGCAUCACUAGCAUAUUGGCGAAGUUGCUUUUGGCGUGCAUACAUGAGCUUCGCUUUUUCUUUCUUUAUCCUUUUCUCUGUCAACGGCAUUCCUCCAUUUUACUUUCGCCGAGUCUGGGCUUCGAUCAUCUGGAAGCCGGUCGCAUUCUCAUGGGUAUACCACGUUACCAAUCGGUGCCGAUGGUUGUUUUUAGCGGACAAAAGGCCGGGUCUGGUCGGGGAAAAGACAGACGGAUACACGAACGGACACACGACGAAAAGACGUCACGAAUCGAAACGAACCAUGAACGGCCAAAGAAGAAGGUAGCAGGACAACAAAAUGGGUUUUCUUUUUGCGCUUAGCCUGCUUCAUCUUCUUUUCUGGAGUCUGGGCAUCAUCAUCUGCGGUCUAGUCUCAUGGCAGACCGGCAUGCGUGUGUAUACCAACGCAUGCAUGUAUAUAACACCAACGGCGCGGGGGACGUUAUAUUGGGCAAAAGACCUAGUCAGGUCAUAGGGAAAGGACGGAUGAACGGGCAUACGCGGGGGAUGCUAAAAAGCAUUCUGCUGCCUGUAUAUUUCUACACUUGCUUUCGUACUCCGGGCGGGAGGAGGAUCGGCUGGGCGAUCGACUUGGUACCUAGAGAGUCUGGUGUUUGCUUCCCGC
Molecule: messenger RNA, 702 nt
Organism: Lasiosphaeria miniovina
Lineage: Eukaryota; Fungi; Ascomycota; Sordariomycetes; Sordariales; Lasiosphaeriaceae
Exons: 1
Coding region: 100-363 (87 amino acids)
Source: RefSeq, a predicted model, not a curated record